AUGGCCGAAUCGACCAGGUCUACAGUCGAAGAAGAUAUCUGGGACUUUCUGGACACCGAGGACACAUCUGAGGUCCAUUCAACUUCUAAAAUCAUUGAGCACAGUGCUCUGUCAUUCCUCGAUGGCACCAGCGCUUCAGAGUUCCAGGGAGACCUCGAGGUUGACCUUGAUGGGCAAUUUUCCGUUGUCCAACAGCAUGACGAUACGAACCAGGACGCAACCUCGCACCAUAUGCUCGAGUUAGAGAACAUGCUUCUUGGAUCAAUCGGGUUAGGGGUCUUGCCACACUCUUGGAAGCUGCUUGCAGCCCCUGAAAAGGCCCAUGCCAGCCAACAGGAACUUACAACUGGUCCAGAUUUUCCAGAUCUCAGUUCAGACUUGCAAAAUCGCCUAGUGGAAAUCUACUUCCAGAACUUCCACCCACUAUGUCCAGUUGUAGAUGAGAUCGAAUUCUCCAGUUGGUAUGGCUCCGACCAACUUGACGGCCAUGGAGCGAGAGAACUCCUUGGUGCAAUGAUUUUUGUGGCUUUUGCUCAUGUGAGUGACGAGGAGCUUGGACUGAGUUCUUUCACAUCGAUACCUGAAGCGCAGAGAGCCUGCUUCCGCACCAUCAAAUACAGGUUUGACAAAAGUUCUCAAAGUCGCCCUGGCGAUAUAAGUCUGGUUCAGAUUGCAUUGCUCCUGAGUCAUUGGAGUCCCUUUGAUGAUUCCAAAGAAGUCAGUACCUACUGGGUUGACCAGGCUUUCCAUCAUGCCACAAUAGCAAAUCUUUCCGAGGGCCUCAAGCAAUACAGCCGUGUCAUCUGGUGGUGCUGUGUCGCACGGACUCGGGCUCUCGCCCUCGGUCUUCGUCGCCCAGAUAAGGUCAAAUCUUUCGAGGCGGGGCGCAUGAUUCAAUCCGAAGACUUUGGGUCUAUAGCUUUCCUUGCCAGAGCUGGCCGCAUGGAAAGGAAGAUCUUCGAGAUUGAAGCUUUUAUCGCUCUCUGCAAGUUAUCAGACUUGAUGAACCGCAUUCUGAUUCUUCGAAAUCGUUCGGGAAAGCCUUCAGACUGGAGAGCAGAAAACACCUGGCCAUCCAUGUGUAAAGAUGAUCUGAAUUACGUGGUCCGCGUCGACAAGGAUCUCGGGAAUUGGAAGAGUUUACACCGAGGUUUAUUUGAAAAAAGGGCGCUGACGAGGUCACAGCUUUUGACGCUCCAGAUAUUGCGAAUUAUUCAUUUAUCAACGUUGAUGUCACUCUAUGAGCCAUACAUGAAAUAUCUCAUUCAACAGAGGUCUCCAGCCUUCCUCUUGUACAAAGCAUCUGUAGAAAGAGUCAAAGAAACUUCUUUCGCCAUCGGUGAAGCUGUCCAGAGCUUGUGGGAGGUUGCCAGAGUCGAGGACCUGCCCGCCUGGUUGUAA
Messenger RNA from Cladophialophora psammophila CBS 110553, 1401 nucleotides. RefSeq lists its product as uncharacterized. Lineage: Eukaryota; Fungi; Ascomycota; Eurotiomycetes; Chaetothyriales; Herpotrichiellaceae. Gene Ontology annotation, molecular function: DNA binding; zinc ion binding. The record is from RefSeq and is a predicted model, not a curated record. The transcript is spliced from 4 exons. Gene Ontology annotation, biological process: DNA-templated transcription. The coding region runs from base 1 to 1401 and encodes 466 amino acids.